Diorhabda sublineata is the source of this 2048-nucleotide messenger RNA. RefSeq names its product knob-associated histidine-rich protein-like. The record is from RefSeq and is a predicted model, not a curated record. Bases 81 to 2048 code for a protein of 655 amino acids. Lineage: Eukaryota; Metazoa; Arthropoda; Insecta; Coleoptera; Chrysomelidae. The transcript has 5 exons.
AAACAAAUCAGAUGGUAUUGACGUAGUUUCAGACGGUACAUUUGAUGUUGCUUUAAAAAAUUUCGAAUUUGGUUUUGUGAAUGUCGGUUUUAAAGAUAAGCGUUUGUUAUAUGAAGCUUAUACUAUUAUUUUGUUUAUUAAUAUAUACGGAGUCUAGGUAUGUGACGAAAAAUAGUGAUUUGUUUCCCGGGUUCGUUUUUCGAUCAUCUUUAGAUGAUUUAGAGGUAGCCGCAGCCGAACCAAGGCCUGUUAUUAUAGAAAAUACACCUGAAGUAUUACCGCUAAUAGCAGACCAAAAUGCUUUUAGUGAUUCUCCGGUUAGUUUAGCUAGUGAAAAAGUGGAAAAAAUUUUACAGCGUCCCAUUGCAUUUUCUUAUCAAAACAACGAUCAAUCUCCUGUGGCUUCGAAUAUUCCAGAAGAAGAAGUAAAAAAAGCUGAUGUGAAAGAAAUCGAUCAAAAACCGGCGGCUGUUGAUUAUUACAAGCAGAUUCAAACGAUCGAAUCACCUAAAAGUGAUGGUCUCGAAGGAAAUGGACAAGAUUCACAAUCGGAUGAAGAAGAAAGUAAAAGUUUAGAGCUAAAUGCAGAAUCUUCCGAUCACGGAAGUAUCGAAAGUAAUGCUGAGAUAAAUUCGGCAGAAGAUUCUGAAUCUGGACAAAAUAAAGUCCACGAAAUUCACGAACACGAAGGGGGAGAUGGACACGCAAGCGAAAGUAGUCAUGGAGGAGGAGGACAUGGCGGUGGAAAUGGAGGUGGAAAAGAUGGCGGUGGUAAUGGUUCCUUCGAAAGAGGAGGUGGACAAGAACAUCAUUCCGGUCAUAGAGGGGAAAAGGGCGAAAAGGGCGAAAAAGCUUACGAAGGACACCACCACAAUGAAAAAAGUGAAAAGGGACAUCAUACUAAAGAAGACCACUCGAAAGAAUAUGAGGAAAAUGGCGGAGAAAAGAAAGAACAUCAUCACGAUGACGGGUAUCACGCGGAACAUGACCAAGCAGAAGAAGGACAAAAGGGAUCAAAGUUCCAAGAAUUCGGAGACCACGCGAAAGGUCACAGCACUAAAGGCGAACACAACAUCCACAGAAAAGAUGAAUACGAAAAGAAACAGGAAUUCUAUGAUGAAAGCGAUGAAGAAGAUGAAUUCGAAAAAGACGGAGGAUACUCACAUGAAGACGAAUAUUCAAAAGGUGGUUUUGAAAAAGGAAGCUAUGAUAAAGGCGCCGAAGAAGAAGACAAUUACGGAAAAACAGAUAAACACGAAAAGGGAGGUUACUUUAAAGAACAAAGCGGACAUAAAAACUCUGGAGGUCAUGAUACUCAUCAUGAUCAUGUCGAUAAACACGGAGAGAAAGAAAAUAAUUCUGGAGGGAAGAAAUGGUCUUAUUCUGAAGGAACAGGAGGCGGCGGAGGCGGUGGACAUGGACAUCAACAUGCUGAUGGAACUAAUGUUCCUAUUCAGGUUAUCAAACCAGAUCAAACACCACAUUCACAAAACAUACCAGAACCAACUUAUAAAAAUCCUGAUGUACUUUAUCCUCCACUAGCUGAUCCGCCAAUAGAAUCUAAUAAACCAGCUCCUCUAAUUCAGGUAACUUAUGAGGACGGGUUUACACCAGUAUUAACACCAAUACAAAAAAGAAGUGAUGAUAAUUACGGAGAAGGAGUAAAAACUGAUAAAAAAGGAGAAGAGAACAAAUUUUUAGAUAGUCUAUUCGUGAAACCAUAUAUAACAGAAACGUUUUCUACCAAAGAAGCAUCAAAGGAAGAUGAUAAAAGUUCUUCAGAAGAAAAGGUAGAGAGUUCAGAACAAUAUAAAGAAUCAUUAAUUCCAGAAAGCUCCGAAAACUCAAGCGAUGAAAUAGGCUCAUACAGUAUCUUUAAACUUGGAGAUUAUACCACACCCAAGCCAGAAAAUAAGCAGAUAAAUUCUUCAGGAAGUGUUAUUAAAGAUGGUGAAACUACCAUUGUUCAGGACGAAUCUAAACAAAUCGAGGUUGUGAAUACAUCGAUGAAACCAAUUGUUGUUUUAGACGAAGUACAUGUGAUAUAA